Perkinsus marinus ATCC 50983 is the source of this 384-nucleotide messenger RNA. RefSeq lists its product as hypothetical. The transcript has a single exon. Bases 1 to 384 code for a protein of 127 amino acids. The record is from RefSeq and is a predicted model, not a curated record. Lineage: Eukaryota; Perkinsozoa; Perkinsida; Perkinsidae.
AUGAGAUUCUACGAUCACAUAUUGAAGUCCCACCCGCAUGCUCUGCAAGGUCUCAGCGCCACUGAUUGUGUCGCUUCCGAUGCCGACACAGCGCCUGACCUUCGCACUCCCGCCAACCCUCCAGCGCGAGCUUUUGGUCACAGACAAAUCUCCGUCAGUACAGGGUUCAGGGAAGAUGGUAAUACUCCUAUCACGCAACAUUUUGCGCCUGUGCCGUCCAAGGAUGCGAUGUUGAAAUAUCGAGAUGAGUUGGCUAUCGCAGCCAUCUAUAACGAUUGGGAGAUUGGUGGUAUUGUCAAUGAUGUGUUAGUAAAAUGCCAAGAGACCCUCAGGCCGGCCAUCACCGAUGCGAUGCGAAAGUACAAUGUGGACGACAACUUCUGA